CGGGGUUUGCGCGGCUGAGCAGAGCCUGCCUGGUUGCGUGGAGGGUUGUUUUAUUCCCACCGCCCCCCCACCUUUUUUUUUUUUUUCUUUUUUUUUUUCUGGAGUCUUAUUAAUUUCUCUGUGGGCUGCAGCUGGAGACCGCGGAGCGUUGGAAAUGACGCUCGGAGCUUUAAUUACCGCAGCCGCCGGACAAGUGUGAGGAAAGCUGACAGGAAAAAGAAGGACGGGAUCCGGGGAGAAGCGAGAAGCUCCCCCCGCCCCGCUCCCCUCCCGAUUUGGACUGGAGGUGCAAGGAAACUGAAGAAGGAGCAGAACAUAGCCCGGCUGCGGGGAGAGGCCGGAAACCUACCGCCUCUUUGCAAUCAACUUUUUUUGGAAACCUUUCGCCCCCCUUCCUUUUUUAUUGUUGACCAACCAGUGAGAGAGAGAGAGAAAGUGAGGAGGCAGCGAGCAAGCGAAGGCUCACGCGGGGAAAUAACUGCACAGUCCGGCCCGGAGCGCCACGCGCACACACCGAGCACACUCCAACACACGCACACUUGCCCCCUCUUCGGGCCCCGGCCCUGGACCCGCGGGCGCGGACUCGGUCGCCCGCCCUGGGAGUCGCUACACCGCGCGCGCCGCGCCCGCCCCCCUCGCGCCCCCACGCGCGCCCGGCUGGGGGAUCUCCUCCGCGUGCCCGAAAGGGGGAUAUGCCAUUUGGACAUGUAAUUGUCAGCACGGGAUCUGAGACUUCCAAAAAAUGAAGCCGGCGACAGGACUUUGGGUCUGGGUGAGCCUUCUCUUGGCGGCGGGGACCGUCCAGCCCAGCGAUUCUCAGUCAGUGUGUGCAGGAACGGAGAAUAAACUGAGCUCUCUCUCUGACCUGGAACAGCAGUACCGAGCCUUGCGCAAGUACUAUGAAAACUGUGAGGUUGUCAUGGGCAACCUGGAGAUAACCAGCAUUGAGCACAACCGAGACCUCUCCUUCCUGCGGUCUGUUCGAGAAGUCACAGGCUACGUGUUAGUGGCUCUUAAUCAGUUUCGUUACCUGCCUCUGGAGAAUUUACGCAUUAUUCGUGGAACGAAACUUUAUGAGGAUCGAUAUGCCUUGGCAAUAUUUUUAAACUACAGAAAAGAUGGAAACUUUGGACUUCAAGAACUUGGAUUAAAGAACUUGACAGAAAUCCUAAAUGGUGGAGUCUAUGUAGACCAGAACAAAUUCCUUUGUUAUGCGGACACCAUUCAUUGGCAAGAUAUUGUUCGGAACCCAUGGCCUUCCAACUUGACUCUUGUGUCAACAAAUGGUAGUUCAGGAUGUGGACGUUGCCAUAAGUCCUGUACUGGCCGUUGCUGGGGACCCACGGAAAAUCAUUGCCAGACUUUGACAAGGACGGUGUGUGCAGAACAAUGUGACGGCAGAUGCUACGGGCCUUACGUCAGUGACUGCUGCCAUCGAGAAUGUGCUGGAGGCUGCUCAGGACCUAAGGACACAGACUGCUUUGCCUGCAUGAAUUUCAAUGACAGUGGAGCAUGUGUUACUCAGUGUCCCCAAACCUUUGUCUACAAUCCAACCACUUUUCAACUGGAGCACAAUUUCAAUGCAAAGUACACAUAUGGAGCAUUCUGUGUCAAGAAAUGUCCACAUAACUUUGUGGUAGAUUCCAGUUCUUGUGUGCGUGCCUGCCCUAGUUCCAAGAUGGAAGUAGAAGAAAAUGGGAUUAAAAUGUGUAAACCUUGCACUGACAUUUGCCCAAAAGCUUGUGAUGGCAUUGGCACAGGAUCAUUGAUGUCAGCUCAGACUGUGGAUUCCAGUAACAUUGACAAAUUCAUAAACUGUACCAAGAUCAAUGGGAAUUUGAUCUUUCUAGUCACUGGUAUUCACGGGGACCCUUACAAUGCAAUUGAAGCCAUAGACCCAGAGAAACUGAAUGUCUUUCGGACAGUCAGAGAGAUAACAGGUUUCCUGAACAUACAGUCAUGGCCACCAAACAUGACUGAUUUCAGUGUUUUUUCUAACCUAGUGACCAUUGGUGGAAGAGUACUCUAUAGUGGCCUCUCCUUGCUUAUCCUCAAGCAACAGGGCAUCACCUCUCUACAGUUCCAGUCCCUGAAGGAAAUCAGUGCAGGAAACAUCUAUAUUACUGACAACAGCAACUUGUGUUAUUAUCAUACCAUUAACUGGACAACACUCUUCAGCACAAUCAACCAAAGAAUAGUAAUCCGGGACAAUAGAAAAGCUGAAAACUGUACUGCUGAAGGAAUGGUGUGCAACCAUCUGUGUUCCAGUGAUGGCUGUUGGGGACCUGGGCCAGACCAAUGUCUGUCGUGUCGCCGCUUCAGUAGAGGAAGGAUCUGCAUAGAGUCUUGUAAUCUCUAUGAUGGUGAAUUUCGGGAGUUUGAGAACGGCUCCAUCUGUGUGGAGUGUGACCCUCAGUGUGAGAAGAUGGAAGAUGGUCUCCUCACAUGCCAUGGACCGGGUCCUGACAACUGUACAAAGUGCUCUCAUUUUAAAGAUGGCCCAAACUGUGUGGAAAAAUGUCCAGAUGGCUUACAGGGGGCAAACAGUUUCAUUUUCAAAUAUGCUGAUCCAGAUCGGGAGUGCCAUCCAUGCCAUCCAAACUGCACCCAAGGGUGUAAUGGUCCCACUAGUCAUGACUGCAUUUACUACCCAUGGACGGGCCAUUCCACUUUACCACAACAUGCUAGAACUCCCCUGAUUGCGGCUGGAGUAAUUGGUGGGCUCUUCAUUCUGGUCAUUGUUGGUCUGACAUUUGCUGUUUAUGUUAGAAGGAAGAGCAUCAAAAAGAAAAGAGCCUUGAGAAGAUUCUUGGAAACAGAGUUGGUGGAACCUUUAACUCCCAGUGGCACAGCACCCAAUCAAGCUCAACUUCGUAUUUUGAAAGAAACUGAGUUGAAGAGGGUAAAAGUCCUUGGCUCGGGUGCUUUUGGAACGGUUUAUAAAGGCAUUUGGGUACCUGAAGGAGAAACUGUGAAGAUUCCUGUGGCUAUUAAGAUUCUUAACGAGACAACUGGUCCCAAGGCAAAUGUGGAGUUCAUGGAUGAAGCUCUGAUCAUGGCAAGUAUGGAUCAUCCACACCUAGUACGGUUGCUGGGUGUGUGUCUGAGCCCAACCAUCCAGCUGGUUACUCAACUUAUGCCCCAUGGUUGCCUGUUGGAGUAUGUCCACGAGCACAAGGAUAACAUUGGAUCGCAACUGCUGCUUAACUGGUGUGUCCAGAUAGCUAAGGGAAUGAUGUACCUGGAAGAAAGACGGCUCGUUCAUCGGGAUUUGGCGGCCCGUAAUGUCUUAGUGAAAUCUCCAAACCAUGUGAAAAUCACAGAUUUUGGACUAGCCAGACUCUUGGAAGGAGAUGAAAAAGAAUACAAUGCUGAUGGAGGAAAGAUGCCAAUUAAAUGGAUGGCUCUGGAGUGUAUACAUUACAGGAAAUUCACCCAUCAGAGUGACGUUUGGAGCUAUGGAGUUACUAUAUGGGAACUGAUGACCUUUGGAGGAAAACCCUAUGAUGGAAUUCCAACGCGAGAAAUCCCUGAUUUAUUGGAGAAAGGAGAACGUUUGCCUCAGCCUCCCAUCUGCACCAUUGACGUUUACAUGGUCAUGGUCAAAUGUUGGAUGAUUGAUGCUGACAGUAGACCUAAAUUUAAGGAACUGGCUGCUGAGUUUUCAAGGAUGGCUCGAGACCCUCAAAGAUACCUAGUUAUUCAGGGUGAUGAUCGUAUGAAGCUUCCCAGUCCAAAUGACAGCAAGUUCUUUCAGAAUCUCUUGGAUGAAGAGGAUUUGGAAGAUAUGAUGGAUGCUGAGGAGUACUUGGUUCCUCAGGCUUUCAACAUCCCACCUCCCAUCUAUACUUCCAGAGCAAGAAUUGACUCGAAUAGGAGUGAAAUUGGACACAGCCCUCCUCCUGCCUACACCCCCAUGUCAGGAAAUCAGUUUGUAUACCGAGAUGGAGGUUUUGCUGCAGAACAAGGAGUGUCUGUGCCCUACAGAGCCCCAACUAGCACAAUUCCAGAAGCUCCUGUUGCACAGGGUGCUACAGCUGAGAUUUUUGAUGACUCCUGCUGUAAUGGCACCCUACGCAAGCCAGUGGCACCCCAUGUCCAAGAGGACAGUAGCACCCAGAGGUACAGCGCUGACCCCACCGUGUUUGCCCCAGAACGGAGCCCACGAGGAGAGCUGGAUGAGGAAGGUUACAUGACUCCUAUGCGAGACAAACCCAAACAAGAAUACCUGAAUCCAGUGGAGGAGAACCCUUUUGUUUCUCGGAGAAAAAAUGGAGACCUUCAAGCAUUGGAUAAUCCCGAAUAUCACAGUGCAUCCAAUGGUCCACCCAAGGCCGAGGAUGAGUAUGUGAAUGAGCCGCUGUACCUCAACACCUUUGCCAACGCCUUGGGAAAAGCUGAGUACCUGAAGAACAAUGUACUGUCUGUGCCAGAGAAGGCCAAGAAAGCGUUUGACAACCCUGACUACUGGAACCACAGCCUGCCACCUCGGAGCACCCUUCAGCACCCAGACUACCUGCAGGAGUACAGCACAAAAUAUUUUUAUAAACAGAAUGGGCGGAUCCGGCCUAUUGUGGCAGAGAAUCCGGAAUACCUCUCUGAGUUCUCCCUAAAGCCAGGCACUGUGCUGCCGCCUCCACCUUACAGACACCGGAAUACUGUGGUGUAAGCUCAGUUGUGGUUUUUAGGUGGAGAGACACACCCGCUCCAAUUUCCCUACCCCCUGUCUUUCUCUGGUGGUCUUCCUUCUACCCCAAGGCCAGUAGUUUUGACACUUCCCAGUGGAAGAUAGAGAUGCCAUGAUAGUUAUGUGCUUAUCUAACUUGAACAUUAGAGGGAAAGACUGAAAGAGAAAGAUAGGCAGAACCACAAUGUUUCUUCAUUUCUCUGCAUGGGUUGGUUGGGAGAAUGAAACAGCUAGAGAAGGACCAGAAAAUGUAAGGCAAUACCGCCUGCUAUCAAACUAGCUGUCACUUUUUUUCUUUUUAUUUUUCCUUCUUUCUUUCUUUUUUUUUUUUUUUAAGCAGAUGGUUGGAACACCCAUGCUAUCUGUUCCUAUCUGCAGGAACUGAUGUGUGCAUAUUUAGCAUCCCUGGAAAUCAUAAUAAAGUUUCCAUUAGAAUAAAAGAAUAACAUUUUCUAUAACAAACAUAUGAUAGUGUUUGAAAUUGAGAAUCCAGUUUCUUUCCCCAGCAGUUUCUGUCCUGGAAAGUAAGAAUGGCCAACUCAAAUUUCAUAAUUUAAAAAUCUCCAUCAAAGUUAUAACUAGUAAUUAUGUUUCGAAGACUUUUUGGUUUUUUUCAUUUUGUUUUGCUCUGACCAAUUCCUUUAUAUUUGCUCCCCAAUUUUUGGCUUUAAUUUCUAAUUGCAAAGAUGUUUACAUCAAAGUUUCUUCACAGAAUUUAAGAAAUAUUUUAAUAUAGUGAAAUGGCCACUACUUUAAGUAUACAAUCUUUAAAAUAAGAAAGGGAGGCUAAUAUUUUUAUUUUAGCUCUCAUUUUUCAUGCUAUCAAAUUAUCUUCACCCUCAUCUUUUACAUUUUUCAACAUUUUUUUCCUCCAUAAAUGACACUACUUGAUAGGCCAUUGAUUGUCUGAAGAGUAGAAGGGAAACUAAGAGACAGUUCUGUGUGAUUCAAGAAAACUACUGAUACUUUCAGGGUUGGUCCAAUGAGGGAAUUUAUUGAACUGGAAGAAACACACUGGAUUGGGUAUGUCUACCUGGCAGAUACUCAGAAAUGUAGUUUGCACUUAAGCUGUAAUUUUAUUUGUUCUUUUUCUGAACUCCAUUUUGGAUUUUGAAUCAAGCAAUAUGGAAGCAACCAGCAAAUUAACUAAUUUAAGUACAUUUUUUUAAAAAAGAGCUAAGAUAAAGACUGUGGAAACGCCAAACCAAGCAAAUUAGGAACCUUGCAAUGGUAUCCAGGGACUAUGAUGAGAGGCCAGCACAUUAUCUUCAUAUAUCACCUUUGCUACGCAAGGAAAUUUGUUCAGUUCGUAUACUUCAUAAGAAGGAAUGCGAGUAAGGAUUGGCUUGAAUUCCAUGGAAUUUCUAGUAUGAGACUCUAUUUAUAUGAAGUAGAAGGUAACUCUUUGCACAAAAAUUGGUAUAAUAAAAAGAAAAACACAAACAUUCAAAGCUUAUGGAUAGGUCCUUGGGUCAAAAGUUGUAAAUAAAUGUGAAAAAUCUUCUCAUGCAAUUAUUUUAUUAUCCAACACACUAAUCUUUUGAUACUUGAUAUAAUUCCUUUUCUUCAUAUACUGCAUCCAGUACUAGAACCAUCAUUAUUAUGUAUCAUUUUGAAAGAAUACCUGAUGAGAUGAAGGAUGGGAACAAAUGACAGAGAUGAGUCUCCAAGUAAAGGGGGCCUCACAUCAAUAAUUAGGAAACUUAGAUAUAAGUCCCCCUUUUUUGAAAAUUCUACCCCAAGUCAUUUAGAUUUUUAAAAAAUACAUCUUUCUAAUGUUAAAAUUUUGGGACCAAAUUAGAGUCAAUAGUAUAAGAUUACUUAAUUAGAAUAAAAAUAUCUAUUAAGGCAGAGAAAGUUUAGAGAAAGAAAAAAAAUCCAAAGAAAUUUGUUUCUUCCUAUUCUGAACAAGUAAAUCCGUCCAUCUAUCCAAAUCUCCUUUAUCUAACUGUGUCUACUAAAAGCACUGUAUUUUGUGGGGAACACUCAGAUAAAUGGAAUAUCAUCCCCAACUUCAAAAUUCUAUCAUCUAGGAGAUUUAAUUAAAAUGACAUUUUAAUUUUUCUAUGAGUUCAAAGAAUCAGAUUGCAUAGUCUCUUGUGAAGAGCUGUCAUAUAAUCAGUUGUACAGUAACAUAUCUCCUUUGAACUCAUUUGGGAUAUAAGUUACACAUCCUUCACAUUGUUGAUGUUGACAAAUAGGAUAAUUUCAGUAAUAUUAUUCAAACAUAAACUAGUCUAGAAGAAUAUUGCAUCACUGGCUAAUUAACCUAUCUAGAUUCUAACUUCACCAUUAAACCAAAAGCAGAUGGUGGUCCUUGGCCAAGAAUGAUGAAGACAUUGUGAUUGGUUUUCUUCUAAGCUAUAAGAAGUGAGGCAAGCUGAAAAAGUACAGUAGAGCAGGGGAAGGAUUUGUGAGAUUCCUUCUAGGGAAGCUCACCCUCAAACUUCUUUUCAGGGUUAAAAACACAGAGUGAUUCAGGGGCCAUAAUCUAACAACUCAGAGCUCUCCUAUCCAUUCAGAGAAGUCUCUAGGAAAAGGAAUCUCAUAUCAGUACUUAUGAAAAAUGGAAUAUAAGCCUCCCUUUCUAAAUAAAUCUGCACCGAGUCAUCACAGCCCUCUUUUUGGAUACUAUACCUUUUUUUUUUCUAAUUUACGCUAUGCAUAUGGUUUCUACUAGGAUAUAGAAAGCAGAAUCACUCAUUUUGGAGAAGGAAAAAAAUAAAUAGUUAAAACAGACUUUUAACUGUUAAGGUAACAGAAAUAUAUUUAGUGAAUGUAGUCUCUUUCCUCCUAAGAACACAAGACUUUUACAUGUCGGGUAAUACCUAGAGACGGAGGUAGGCAUAAUCCAAAAUGACCCAAAUGCUUUAUAAUAGCACCACUUUAUAAUUCUUUUGAAUGAUUUCUGUAGUAUAUAAUUGACUUCAGUUGUUUGAGUGUUUUUUGUUUUAUUUUUGUCCCCCCUGGGAAAACAUAUUUCAGCAUGUAUAAGAGGGAGAAAAAAAGUUUCAUUCGUUCCAGACAGUAACUUAUUUAGCCCAGUAGGGGAGAAUUUUAAAAUGUCAGUUAAAGUCUUCAAGGUGCUUUGGGGGAUAUCAGAUUCCAGAGGCCAAUUGUAGCAACUGAAAUUUGCAGAAUCAAUAUGUAAAUUUGAAACAAAUUAGUAUUAAAAUUACACUGACUAUAUUUUUUAAAUCACCCAACUUUGUAGAUUAUACCUAUUUUGGGCAAUCCUAUUUUCAGGCAUGGAAAAACUUUGCAGUUAAAUGAUUGCCUAAAGAAAGUGGUACUGAAGCAGGUGAGGAAAGAUGGCCUCCGAUCUAGGGUAGAUCCAGAACCACAAAGCAUCUGCAUCACAAAAGUUGUUAGACUACCAAGCAACUCUUGGUUUUCUGCACAAUAUUAGUAGCACAGCUUAGGAUGAGAAUCUUUUCUCCAGUAACAUUCUUAAACUAGCAUGAAAAACGAUGCAAAACUCAAAUUUCUAUUAAAACACACAAACUAAAAUCAAGUGAUUCUUUUUUGUAGAUUAGGGAGAAGGACUGAAUAUCUAACUUAAGAGAAGAAAUAGUGUUCUUCUAAAUGCUAUAGUGUGUGAGCUAAUACCUUCUAAAAGAAAGACAUGGCAUGAAGAUUGUGCAUAUUUACAAUGCUAAGGAAAAAUCAAGAAAAGAACUGUGAGGCUCUGCUGCUAGAUGAAGUUGGAAGGACUAUUAAUGUGCUUCUUGAAGUAUCAAAAAUGAAAAGAAAAUUAAAAUUGUUUAAGCCUGACAGGGAAGGAUGUAAAUACAAGUUUUUCUAAAGCUGUCUAACCUUUAUUUCAAAACUGGAAUUAUUCAUCCAUCUGUAAUUGUUGAUAAUUUAACUAGUAUAUGUAGUUCAUAAGGUAAUAGAAAAGGUGAUCAUGAAAGCAUGUAUAUAACUGGACAGAACACGAUAAUGCUAUAAGAUGUAGAUUUAGUUAGGUUAUCAGAUGUUAAAUGAUUUUAAUAUUAUUAAAUAAAUCAAACUAGAAAACUAACCACAAGUAUAAUAUAGCAAAGUUAAAUGCAGGAUAUUAAAAUGUAGGAUGGAUUUUGCAUAGUAAAAAAAUAAGUUUGCCAUUUAAAAUUGUCGUUUGUUGGGUUUAGCUGAAAGUAGGCAUAUAUGGUUCCACUUGUGAAAACUUGCUUUAAAGCAUUACAAUGAACAAUUUUUUCUCAUUCUCUUAUUCCUUUAUCACUUUUUAAAUGUAAAGAAAAUUUUAUUUAUUUAUUUUUUUAAAUAAACACCACCUUGCAGAAUUUAA
Molecule: messenger RNA, 8978 nt
Organism: Chlorocebus sabaeus (green monkey)
Lineage: Eukaryota; Metazoa; Chordata; Mammalia; Primates; Cercopithecidae
Gene: ERBB4
Product: erb-b2 receptor tyrosine kinase 4
Biological process (GO): positive regulation of cell population proliferation; multicellular organism development; positive regulation of kinase activity
Cellular component (GO): basal plasma membrane; plasma membrane; signaling receptor complex
Molecular function (GO): epidermal growth factor receptor binding; transmembrane receptor protein tyrosine kinase activity; ATP binding
Source: RefSeq, a predicted model, not a curated record